AAGAAAUUACGUGUGACUCUUCUAAAGCGUUACUAACAGCGUCUAUUAGAGUAUUUACUAACUGCAGUUCUAUUAAUCAAUACGCAAAUGAGUGUUGGGGUAAUACCCCUCCGAAAGAUUGUUACAUUCGUAUAGACGUUGCGCACUUUAUUAAAGGAUACUCAAGCUUUCUGUCAAAAAUGAAUCCACGGGUACGAAAAUUCUAUUUGGCUUGUAUUGGUCAAUUGAUACUGGCAAGAUCCUUGCACGUGGCAGAGAAAAUCAUAUUCUGCAUUUUUGGUAUCGCAAGAACCGAAACUGAGGGAAGCCUUUCAAGCGGAGAACUUGCUCCAUGCGAAACUUAUAAGAAUACCAUGAAAGGGUUUCUGACAAAUGAGAUAAAUCUCGAAGAUGUUGAGCCUAAUGAAGACACAUCGGAUAAUGAAACUACCGAUACAGAAAACGAAGAGCCGAGUACGUGGGGUAAAUGGGCAACUGAAAUUAACGAUAAGGUUACAUCUGCUCUUGUAGACGAAGGCGAUCGCGAAAACGCUCACUGCUUCCCAAAACUUGUAGAUCGUGUUUUACGUGACAUGCAGUGGUUUCCUUUGUGGUCAAGCAUAAGCCGAGAUAAAUUCGGUUACGGUAGAGUUCCAGCUUCCAGCGCGGCUGUAGAAGCCGAAUUCAAUAACAUAAAGAAUAGAAUUUUUUCGAAUAUAACAUUGCCAAUAAGGGCUGACUUAUUCGUUAAAAGACACGUAGACUACAUCAACGGUCGACUCAAAAUAAUAGAUGCGAAAGAAACACAUACUCAACCCACUGUAGAAUGUACCAAAGUAAUUGAAAGCGAAGAAAAUCUUUCGGAUCAUCAAGAACACCCAAUGGAGAUAGAUACCGGUAGCGGAGAAACGAAUAAUUGUCCGGCAUGCGCAAACGGUGAUUUGCCAAGUGGAGCCCAUACCUGUGCGCUUUGCGGAAAAGCCGUUCACGUUUUAGAAAUGUGUUCUGGAACAAUAGGGAACGAUGAAGGUUAUGGGGAAAAAAGAAUUUGUAAGGACUGCCAAAAAUUACCACGAAAUACUGUAGAAACUGUAGUAGACAGCGGGUUUAAAGAAAACUGGCGCGGAUUGUCUACGACGGUGCAAAAAAGGGGUGCGCGGUAUCUCCAACGUGAUUAUACUGCCAACGAAUUUAUCGUCAACUCCAAAAUCACGAAGGUGCCUGUAUUAAAGGGCGGAAGUUUUUGCGAACUCAAGUCCGUCAAUGUAGGAGGUAGGAAGCUGAGUUUGAUCAGGACCUGCGCAUUUGACAGCAUAUUCCAGAUAUUUUUAGCCGCUGUCUUAGACAGCGAUGCAUUUAAAGAAAAAGCGUCGGAUCUUGCAACAAGACAUCUAUUUUUCAAGAUGAUUUUGGAUACGUCGGAUGCUGGAAUCAACAAGAACACUUAUUACCUUCGCGCGAAAAUCUUGAGUGAAGUUUUUACACAGCAAAACAGUCCGAACAACUGUUAUCUAAUAAAUUGCGAAACAACGUCGGGCCCGUUGUGCUUAAAACUGUUCAAGAGUAUUGUGGGAAUCCAAGAAAUCUCAACAUGCGUUAAUGGCUGCCUACCACGAGUCAAUGAUUUGAUUCAAGUCAACCGGAAAGACCUUUUACGAUCAGAUUACCGAAUUCGCGUCGAAGAAGGAUUCGUUAUAUCGGAUCCGAAGCAAUGUCCUGGCAAAGACUGUGACGGAGAGGAAAUGACUACGCUAUCGGUGAAAGGUGGCGUUGUGAUAUUCGAAACCUAUGACCUAAAUCUCUUGGACGAAACCUCAGAUGAAACCUUCAAUCCAACUUCGGAUGAAACUCGUACUUACUUGCGUCAGAUUCCGAAAAGCAUCCGAUUAUCGUUUAUGGAAUCGGAAUUUGACUUGCGAGGAAUUGUUCAUUUUACACCACCAAAAGGUGCUGUUAUGACCCGCUCUCCCCAAUCGACCGCUAUAGGUCAUUACACCGCAUUCUGCCGCAGACGAGAUGGGUCAUGGUGGGAAUACGACGAUUGUAAAAAGGCCGGGCAAAAAGUAUCCGAGGAAACAAUUGUCAACCUACAAUUAGUUAUUUUCACUUGCUGACCAUGGCCGAACAAAACCAUAAAAUAAAAGUUUAUUUUCAUUUCAAACCUCCUUAUUCAUGUGAACUGAGAACGAUUGCAAAGGCCGUUUAACAAAGGUAGAGAAUAAGAAGUGUGAUUGAAAUACCGGAAUACUUUGAACAGUUAUCAUCCUUUCAGUAGCAACUCUAUUAUGACAUUGAAGUUUGCAUCGUUGAAACGCAACGAAAUUCAACGUAAAUUUAAAAAAAAUAUACAUAGCAUAAAAAUGAUCCUACUAGCAAGGAGACGACAGAGCUUCGAUGUCGCGAUUUGGGUUCUCCUUUCGCGUGGUGAAAGUCGAAGACCUCCGAAUCAACGUCGUUUUUGAUUUUUGUUCCAAUGGGCCUUCGUUCCCGAGAUAUCGCGAUUUGAAAAUUUGGGAAUUUCGGACGGAGUUUGGCUUGCGCGUAGAGUACGUUGAGCGUUAACGCGUUUACCAACAACGGUCGUAGCUCAUACGGUAAGACGACGGACUGGCACUCUGUCAGUUCUUGGUUCGCGUCCCCGUGCUUUUUUUUUUUUUUUAAUUUUUUCUUUUUUUCAAUUUUUUUUCUUUUCAAUUUUAUAAUCUCUCAUCAGACUUUGCAUGCGUAGGUAAAUGAGAAAAUUCGAAAAUAUAUAUUACUAGUUUUAUCUAUCUAUUAUAUUAAAAUAAUUAAUCCAACAAUGAAGUCACAAUUACAUAGCAAAAUAAUAUUUCAUAACGAAUAAUUAAUUCAUCAAUCAUGUCACAAUAAGAAAGCAAAAUCAGAUGAACGAGCAGCAACCACAUUUAAUCUUGCGGAUUUUUCCAUUUUAUAAAAUAUAUAUUACUAGUUUUAUUUAUCUAAUAUAUUAAAAUAAUUAAUCCAAUAAUAAAGUCACAAUUACAUAGCAAAAUAAUAUUUUUCAACUCGGCUUCGCCUCCCGUUUUGAAAAAAUUGAAGGUAUUAGGAUGUGUGUGUGUGUGAUGAAUUUUUUGUCCGUCGAUAUCUCAUGAAAAUAUUAAAAAUCCGUUCAAUUGUUUAUCUCAAUUUAUCGCAUUUGCUUUGAGUUAGAAUUAACUGAAAUGCAAAAUUAAUUAAUGGGGAUGAUUGCGAGGGGCUAGACUAACUCCCGAAAUCAUGGCGUCACUCUGUGAUGAAAUCAAUUUGAAAUCACAUCGAAAUCACUGAAUUCACCGUAAUCGGUGAAGUCAGGUGCCUUCAACUUGCUGAAAUCAGUUUUGAAAUCAUCUCAGAAAUCGUCUGAAAUCAACGAGAUCAAUUGAAGUCGAUGGAUCAAAAUCCAAAAUCACUUGCGUGAGUCGGGUCACGAGCAUAAUUUUGAAUUUCGAAUUCGACGAGUCUACCAAUCACAAACAUGAAAUCUCGCAUUCACUCGCGUAUUCUCAUUUUUUGAAAUCCCGUAUUUAAUUCCAAAGAUACUAUUUAUUCGCGAGUUCUUUGAUAAAGCUCGAGAAUGGAGCCAAGAUCAUCUAGCUGACUCGUAUUGUUCAGUGAGUUGGUUUUAAAGAUUAACAACCGCCUGUUCUGCCCCACUCUCGUGCGUUCACUCAAAUAUUUAUCAAUCGUAAUUCAGUGAUUCCAUUCCAUCUGAAAAAUUUGAUUUCAAAUUCAUGAAAUCAUUCGAAGUCAGUUGCAGACACGAAAUCAUGCCGUAUGACACUCAAAAUCAUUGAAAUCGAAGCCAUUCAAAAUCAUUGAAAUCACAGACUGGAAUCGCCCGAAAUCAGCUGAAAUCGACUUCAUUUUUGAAGUCAUGUUGUCACUCAAUCGUGGAGUUUAUUAUUGUUAUUAUUAUUAUUAUUAAUAUUAUUAUUACAUAUUAUUAUUUUUAAUAAAAGAAAAUCGGCGAUAGUUAAAAAUUAUUCGCAGAUAGUUUCGGAUGGUUCUUGAUUGGUUUGUAAUUCCUGUCAUCAUAUUUUUCCAAUCCGAUCAACCCUGAGCGAUUUGGCGGCUGAAUUCGCGGUAA
This is a messenger RNA of Athalia rosae (coleseed sawfly), 4066 nucleotides long. RefSeq lists its product as uncharacterized. The record is from RefSeq and is a predicted model, not a curated record. The transcript has 2 exons. Bases 180 to 2093 code for a protein of 637 amino acids. NCBI's taxonomy places the organism in Eukaryota, Metazoa, Arthropoda, Insecta, Hymenoptera, Athaliidae.